Cornus florida is the source of this 468-nucleotide messenger RNA. RefSeq names its product F-box protein CPR1-like. NCBI's taxonomy places the organism in Eukaryota, Viridiplantae, Streptophyta, Magnoliopsida, Cornales, Cornaceae. The transcript has a single exon. The coding region runs from base 1 to 468 and encodes 155 amino acids. The record is from RefSeq and is a predicted model, not a curated record.
AUGAAUGGAGCUUUGCAUUGGUUUGGUUGUGAAGAAUCUUCAGAAGUGGUUGACAUUGUUGUUGCUUUUGAUCCCCUGAAUGAGAAACAUCAGUUGCCACAAGUUCCUGAUUUAAAUUUUACUAGCGAAACCUUGGGGGUUCUAUGUGGAUGUUUGUGCAUAUUUUAUAAUAAGAAUUUAAAAGAUUCUGUUGAAUUAUGGGUCAUGAAUGAUUAUAUGGUGGAGUCGUCAUGGACAAAACUCUUCAGGGUAAAGUUGCCGAGUGUCAAAUACAGUGAGGAUCAUAGCCUGAAGCGUGCAAGGGUUUUGGCUUAUUCUAAGACCAGUAGGGAAGUUGUCUUGUUGCAUUUGUUUGGUACUCUAAUUUGGUAUGACCUGAAAGAGAACAGGGUCGUGGAUCUCGGCAUUGGUUCAGUUGCUGCGAUUGUUAAUGUGAAAAGCCUUGUUAAGCUCAACUAUUAUCAAUGA